AUGUUGGGACAGAGCAUUUGGAGACUCACAACCUCUGUGGUCUGUAGGAGCCACUCUGAGGAAGGUCCAGGGAAGAAUUUGCUGUUUUCGGUGGAAAACAAGUGGCAGUUACUAGCUAUGAUGACUUUGUACUUUGGGUCUAGAUUUACUGCACCUUUCUUUAUACUAUGA
Artibeus jamaicensis (Jamaican fruit-eating bat) is the source of this 171-nucleotide messenger RNA. Its product is annotated as cytochrome c oxidase subunit 7C, mitochondrial-like. The transcript has a single exon. The coding region runs from base 1 to 171 and encodes 56 amino acids. The record is from RefSeq and is a predicted model, not a curated record. NCBI's taxonomy places the organism in Eukaryota, Metazoa, Chordata, Mammalia, Chiroptera, Phyllostomidae. Gene Ontology annotation, biological process: mitochondrial electron transport, cytochrome c to oxygen.